Didymosphaeria variabile is the source of this 849-nucleotide messenger RNA. RefSeq names its product RHO4 protein (gene rho4). The record is from RefSeq and is a predicted model, not a curated record. Gene Ontology annotation, biological process: small GTPase-mediated signal transduction. The transcript has 3 exons. Bases 1 to 849 code for a protein of 282 amino acids. Gene Ontology annotation, molecular function: GTPase activity; GTP binding. NCBI's taxonomy places the organism in Eukaryota, Fungi, Ascomycota, Dothideomycetes, Pleosporales, Didymosphaeriaceae.
AUGUCUGCCACGACCGCGCCCUCGCAAAACUACGACUACCUGCGCCGCAAGCAGAGCACAAAGGCGCCCGUCUCGUCCAUCACACCGAUCCGCAAGCCCGUGAGGACGCCCAGCGAGCGCAACAGCAACGGCACCGUCAGCUCCUAUGCUACCACCGCCACGCGAGACACCAACAUCACAGAACCGCCCACCUACUCGAAGAAGCUGGUCGUCGUUGGCGACGGCGGCUGCGGCAAAACGUGUCUUUUGAUUAGCUACAGCACAGGCAACUUCCCAGAGAAAUAUGUGCCCACCGUCUUCGAGAACUACAUCACCCACACACCCCAUCCGCCCACGGGUAAGAUGGUGGAAUUGGCGCUCUGGGACACUGCUGGACAGGAAGAAUACGACCGGUUGCGCCCCCUCUCCUACCCCGAGACGGACAUCAUCUUCGUUUGCUUCGCUAUUGACUGCCCAAACUCGCUUGAAAAUGUCAUGGACAAGUGGUACCCCGAGGUCCUUCAUUUCUGCCCAACCACCCCUCUCAUGCUUCUUGGCCUCAAGUCAGAUCUGCGCAACAAGAGAAGUUGUAUCGAGCUGCUGAAGACCCAAGGCCUCACACCGGUAACUCCUGAUCAAGGCCGCGCCGUUGCCAAGAAGAUGGGCGCCCUGUACAUGGAGUGCAGCAGUAAAGAGCAGGACGGCGUAGAAGACAUCUUCGACCGCGCCGUAACCGAGGCUGUCGGCGACGAGUAUAAGGAGCCAGCACCCACAUCACAUUCAGUCACCCCGGGCGCACCGCGAGCAGACGCGCGAUUCCCCAGUGGCGGUAAGAAGACCAAGAAGCGAGAAAAGUGCACCAUUCUCUAA